ACAAGAGCCAGUUUGAGAGAUGUAAUAUGAGCCCAUCUUCAGCCUACUAUAGUAGGCUACAAGUCAUACCAGGCUACAAUGCAAUGCAACCGAUUGAGCUUUUAUUUCAAUCUGCAUUAAGGCUUGCAUUGUCACUUGCAUGUGCAUGAUACAUUCCUAUUUGCAAAAUGCAUUUCAAAUGCCAUUGUCAUUUUAAUAAUAAGAACAAAGUAAAUGUUGAUUAAUGUUUCUACCUACCUCCAAAUUAUCAAAAAGGCUUAUACAACACUAAAUAUGUAUUAUUAUAGUAGGCCUACUGGAUUUAGCAGGAUUUUACUGUAUUGUUAAGAUGGAGAAUGUUCUUAUUUUGAGGAUUUAUUAAUCAAACCAGGGUAAAAUUAGAUUGUAAUACUAAGAUUAAUGAAUAGCUGUUGGGAAGGAUUCUGAAAAAUAAGACAUAAAGGAUCCGAGUGAUUUCCUUCUCUGAAUAGUAUCGUGUAUCCAUAUGUACUCAAAUAUCUUUGAAGAUAUUUUUAUGAUACAUUGCUAAAAUACGUUUUCUUAAAGGACGUGGGAGGAGAGCAUGAAGUAGACUACUUUUUAUUCAAUCCUUUUUCACCUUAUGCACAGUAAUUAUUUGUGGAAAUUAUAUAGCUGUCAUUAACAGUAAAUGAGGGUUGUAGAUAAUAGCAUGCAAUUAAAUUACUUUGUUAAAUAUAUGGUUACUUUCCACCAGUGUCAGAAACAGACAUAAACAGGGCAAAGCUGGCAUGUUGAAUUUGUAUGUUUAUGUUUAUUAAGGAUCCCCAUUAUCUUUUGCUCUUGACAAAAGCUUAAUUAUCUUAUGUAAUGUUAGUAAGGCAACAUCUCCCCUGCUGAGCAGCUCAGUGUUGUCAUUCAAAUGUUGUAGGUCUCCAUUACCACAGCACCUCAACACCCUGCUGGGAUCCUUUCUGCCUCUGCACACAUACAAAACGUUACCUGAAAAGACACAAAAAAUCCACAGUUGUCAGUUAUGCUUUUCAGCAAGCUAUCCAUGAUGUGAACUAUCAUCUGGAAAUGGAAAGGUGUUCAUACACUGAAAACAACUACAGCAGAGGACACCAAAACAACGAUCACCAAUGACAACACAAGAGGGCAAACAAUGGUGGGAUCCAUAUGAAACUUCUAAUAAAAGACAAUUUGUCUACCGGCCAAACUUAGCUGCAGAGAUUGUGCUGUGCCCAGCGUCAACUUCAAUUACAGACUCAUAUUCACAGUCUGGACCUUUUGGAUCAACUGUGUACAGCAAGGAGUUUUGCUGUAAGCCGGCCUGUAAACCUGAGAGUAUUCGCACAGGAACAGCCUCGGGGCAGAGGAGAAACAACCCACAUCCCAGUCAGUCUUUCAUGAUGUGGAGGCUGCCUAAGGAUGCUGCACAAAGCUCUGAGUAUGUCAGCUUUCCUUGGAAAUAUCCCCCAUCUGAGGGGGUGAUCAGUAAAGCCUUGACAGCGCAGUACAGCUCCGUCUACAAAUGUGACUACAUGGAUAUGCCUCAAGAAAGAAGACUUGCACCUCUUCACAGCAGACAUGAAAUGCAAAUUUCUACUGAUACAGAGAUGAGGGGAAAUUACCGCGAGCCAAAGCAAAAACCUGAACUGCAGGGCAACUUCUAUCACUACAGCAGCAGCACAAAUCCCAACAUGUCCUGUCGUGGUAUAGUUCCUACUGUUGUGCAAAGGCACGCUCAGCAGAGAAGACCAGACUUGACAAGGUGGAAAGAAAUCACUAAUGUCACAGAUAUGAUAAAGACUUUGCUGCCCGAGGAGCUACAGCAGUUGCACAAAAUGUUACCUGAGCAGGGAAAGGAAGCUAAGAACAGCUUGAAGUAA
This is a messenger RNA of Gymnodraco acuticeps, 1850 nucleotides long. RefSeq names its product testis-expressed protein 26-like. The record is from RefSeq and is a predicted model, not a curated record. NCBI's taxonomy places the organism in Eukaryota, Metazoa, Chordata, Actinopteri, Perciformes, Bathydraconidae. Gene Ontology annotation, cellular component: cytoplasm.